Molecule: messenger RNA, 716 nt
Organism: Dama dama (fallow deer)
Lineage: Eukaryota; Metazoa; Chordata; Mammalia; Artiodactyla; Cervidae
Product: fibroblast growth factor 12-like
Exons: 1
Biological process (GO): positive regulation of cell population proliferation; animal organ morphogenesis; positive regulation of protein phosphorylation
Cellular component (GO): cytoplasm
Molecular function (GO): fibroblast growth factor receptor binding; growth factor activity
Source: RefSeq, a predicted model, not a curated record
UGGGACCCGGCUUCCCCAGGCAGCCCGCCUUUUGGUUGGACAAUUAGCGGAGGUGGGCGGGGAGUUGACCAACCCCACACACGCGCUUCGCCAUGAAGAUUCUUGAGCUUUCUUUGAAGAAAGGAGUGCAUAUGCUGCAGUGUCUCUGUGGAAGGAGCCUGAGGUCCAGCAGCAGCCUAAGUGAACCCCAGCUGAAAGGAAUUGUGACAAGGUUAUUCAGCCAGCAGGGAUAUUUCCUGCAGAUGCACCCAGAUGGUACCAUUGAUGGGACCAAGGACGAAAACAGCGACUACACCCUCUUCAAUCUAAUCCCUGUGGGCCUGCGUGCGGUGGCCAUCCAAGGGGUGAAGGCCAGCCUCUAUGUGGCCAUGAAUGGUGAAGACUAUCUCUACAGCUCAGAUGUUUUCACUCCAGAAUGCAAAUUUAAGGAAUCUGUGUUUGAAAACUACUAUGUGAUCUAUUCUUCCAUACUGUACCAUCAGCAAGAAUCAGGCUGAGCUUAGUUUUUGGGACUCAAUAAGGAAGGUCAGAUUAUGAAGGGGAACAGAGCGAAGAAAACCAAGCCCUCAUCACAUUUUGUACCAAAACUUAUUGAAGUGUGUAUGUACAGAGAGCCAUCACUACAUGAAAUUGGAGAAAAACAAAGGCGUUCAAGGAAAAGUUCUGGAUCACCGACCAUGAAUGGAGGCAAAGUUGUGAAUCAAGAUUCAACAUAG